GUUUGAAUGUCAGUUGUUUUAUUUUAAGCGUUUUAAAGUUUUUUCUAAAAUAGGUAUGAUGGAGAGACCCAACCAACCAUACGUAUCAUGUAUUAAAAUAAACGGCCUACCAAUUUUGCCGCCAUUGAUCUCUUCCAAUAGAAAAAAAGAGCUUUUGGCGUACAAAGAACUGGCAAUUCAGGUGGAAAAUAAACUAAAAAGCAAAAAAUCAUCCAAAGAAACCAGUGAACGAUCAGUUUCCACUACAAAUGAGGAGGAAACUGUUAAAUAUGUGCCUUACAAGAAUCUUAAAAGCAGAACGAGGCAUUUAAGUCUCGAUAUCGUCGACGUAACAGAAUACAAUAACCAAGGGUAUACAGUGGUUAAAGAUGCAUCCAAAGAAACGGAAAAUUUUGAACUGGAAAGUGAAUUAAGCUCUCCAAGGCCAAGGCUGAUACGGAGCAAUUCGUACACAAUAGAAGAUCCCAGUCCUUGCUUACUGGCGCAUUUGGAAAAACAGAGUGAAACUACAAGUGAGACGAGCUUUUUGAGUGCUAAAAAUUGGGCUUCCAAUGAAUGCAAUUACAAGCCUUAUAAAGAAGAAAUAUCAGAAUUGAGUAUGGAUGUUUUUGGGACCCCUUUGUCAAAUUUAUCAGGCAGUACAACAAUAGAAAAUAUUACUACGGAUAGAUCUUCAACAGCAGAAAAUAUAACUAUAGAUAAAUCUCCUACUGUAGAGGUGUUACAAACUGAUAUAAUAGUUCAACAAAUAACAGUUCAUGCAGAUCCCAAAAGUCAAAUUUUUAACAAUGUUUCUCCUAUAAGUAAGAACAUUGAAACUACCAAUAAUACUUUAGGUAGCACAUCAAAAACAAACAUCAAUGAUGAUACUGAAAGUAAACUAAUGCAAAUAUUAAAAGAUAUACCUGAAGAUUAUGCUAAGCAGAUAUUAGAAUUAAUAGAAAAACAAAAAGAGGAACAAAUCAAACGUUUUGAAUGUUACGAGAAUAUUAAAAAACAGUUGCUUGAUGAAACUGAUGUUAAAUGUAAUAAAUUGACACAUACAGCUUCUACAGAGUUAAGAAUUAAGGAUUCCACACCGAGCAAGGAUAAUCCUGUUACACUGUCUUGUUCCACAAGAAGACUAAAUAUUGAUAACAAUGAAUCCAUACAGUUGAUUGAUCUGGAGGAUGAUGGCAAUUAUGGAAAUACAGAUAAAAAAUCUUUUAGGGAGGAUUUAAGAAUUGCCAACAUAAGUAGGGAAUUAUUUCCUAAAAUUAAUGAUCAGGAUGUAAAGGAUGAAAAGGAAAAGAAAGAGCAAUGGGCCGCCAAUAUUAUUUGUGCACAUGCAAAAGGUUACUUAACGAGGAGAUUAUAUAGAACAGACAAAGUCCAGGGGCUCAUUGAUACCAUAAAAGAUACUUUACUUUGUGCCUUGCAGUUGCACAAUGCUGAAAAUAUUGAUGAAUAUGAUAUCGAGUUACAUAGAAGACUGAUCCAACAGGUUAGUGCAGCUUGCUAUGCCUUCCACGACUUGUUCUUUAGCCUUAGUACAAGAGAACAAAUGAUGAUCAUUGCGGCUGACCGGAACUACAAAUUGGAGAAAGCGAUGCGGUCUUCCUUCCGGUCUUCGCGAAGUUCUUCUUCGAUUAGUUCCGGGAGAAGACCGUCGGUGGGGAAAAAGACCACCAAGCCGCCACAAAGAAGGUUCAGCGGUACCAAAGCGUAGAUUAUGUUUGUUUUUGUUGUUUUUUACCUUAUGCCUUCCAUCGCCAUAUCUUAGUUUUGUAAAAAUUUAUAUUAUAUUAUUCUAAAUAUGGUGCUAAAUUUUACAAUGCCGUGUUUAAACUUUAAGUAUAUACCAAAGAAUUUUUAUAUUUGUAUUAUUAGAGUUAAGUUCAAUUCAAUUCAUAAUAUUUUUAUACACAAUUAAAUUAGAAAUUUCACGAAUAAGUACGCUUUAAAU
Brassicogethes aeneus is the source of this 1945-nucleotide messenger RNA. The record is from the annotation of a GenBank genome assembly. Lineage: Eukaryota; Metazoa; Arthropoda; Insecta; Coleoptera; Nitidulidae.